Molecule: messenger RNA, 2195 nt
Organism: Rhinichthys klamathensis goyatoka
Lineage: Eukaryota; Metazoa; Chordata; Actinopteri; Cypriniformes; Leuciscidae
Gene: syt7a
Product: synaptotagmin VIIa
Exons: 12
Coding region: 183-1988 (601 amino acids)
Biological process (GO): regulation of calcium ion-dependent exocytosis; calcium-ion regulated exocytosis; vesicle fusion
Cellular component (GO): synaptic vesicle; membrane; synapse
Molecular function (GO): calcium-dependent phospholipid binding; calcium ion binding; phosphatidylserine binding
Source: RefSeq, a predicted model, not a curated record
AGCGAGAGAGAGAGAAAGUAGAUGUGUGCAGACAACCUGCUCGCGCGUAAUUCUGGGAGGAGGAGGACUCUCCGCCGAGCAACGACACAAUAAACACUCACGGAACCGCGAGAGUUUCCCCCGGUGGAGUAACAAUAAGCACUUAAAUCCUCCAGCCAGGAGUCCAUCAUCAAUCUGCAGACAUGUAUCUGAACAGGGAGCAGGAGUACAGCAAAGGCUCCUUCUCUUUGAGCGUGCUGCUGGUGUCGUUGGCGGUGACCGUGUGUGGCGUUUGGCUGGUUGCUCUCUGCGGCGUCUGUAAAUGGUGUCAACGCAAGCUGGGGAAGAGGAAUAAACCAGGAGUGGAGUCCGUCAGUUCUCCCGAUUCAGGAAGAGGAAGAGGAGAGAAAAAAGCCAUCAAUGAUUUAGACAGAGACUUUUGGAAUAACAAUGACAGCAGUUCAGUGCAGCAGCGCUGGAGCUCAUACCCGCCCAAGGAGUUUGUACUAAACAUUUCUCCUUAUGCCCCUUACGGAGAUCCACGCCUCUCACUCAAUUUGUCCGACCACACCCUCUCCUCGACCGAGACCUUGGACCAAAUCCCAUCGAUGGCCUCGAUACCUCGGCCUCGCACCUUGUUGCGUCAGCAGAGCCUCCAGCAACCCUUGAUCCAGGCUCCGGCCCCGAAUUUGGUCAACAGGCCUCCCAACUCCCAGAGUUUGGGUCAGCUGCACACCCAGCCGGGUUUAGGAGGGGGCGGGGGCGGUGGCGCGGGGCCUGGAGGAGGGACCGGCUCGAGGAACUCCAGGGGCGGCCCGGCUGGAGCAUCCCGCCAUAAGCCAGGAGGUGCCUCUCAUGGGAACCCUGGCAGCGUGGAUCACAUGAUGGGUCAGAUAACGAAACGAGGCCUGGACGUUAAAUCCUUCCUGGAAGGAAAAAUGGUGGUUCUCUCUCUCGCGAUCGGAUUGGCCGAGCAUGACGACUUUGCCAAUCUUCCAGACCUACAGGAAGUACCGCCCAGUCAAGAAACCCCCCCUGACAAGAGUAGGAAUAUGGGGAAUAAGCCGGCGAACAGUCCUAAGGGUCAGCCGCCAGAUGCCGACGGACAUUCUUCAGUGUCUGACCUUGCCAACUCGCUCACUGGAGACAUGGUGAUGUUGUCUCCGGGGUCGGAAGAUGACGAAGGUCCAGUGAGCGAGAAACUGGGCCGGAUUCAGUUCAGCUUGGGCUACAGCUUCCAAGACACGACUCUGACGGUGAAGAUACUCAAAGGUCAAGACCUGCCCGCUAAAGACUUCUCUGGGACCUCCGACCCCUUCGUCAAAAUCUACCUACUGCCCGACAGAAAGCACAAACUCGAGACCAAAGUCAAGAGGAAAAAUCUCAACCCUCACUGGAACGAAACCUUCCUUUUUGAAGGGUUCCCGUAUGAGAAGGUGCGGGAACGAACGCUGUAUCUCCAGGUGCUGGAUUACGAUCGGUUCAGCCGUAACGACCCGAUCGGUGAGGUCUCCAUCCCUCUGAAUAAAGUGGAGCUCGGACAGCUGAAGUCGUUCUGGAAGGAUCUCAAACCCUGCAGUGAUGGCAGCGGAAGACGUGGCGAUCUGCUGUUGUCUCUGUGUUAUAACCCCACUGCCAACACCAUCACUGUUAACAUCAUAAAAGCUCGCAACCUCAAAGCCAUGGACAUCGGGGGAACCUCAGACCCCUAUGUAAAAGUAUGGCUAAUGCACAAAGACAAGCGAGUGGAGAAGAAGAAGACAGUGACCAUCAAACGCUGCCUGAAUCCCGUUUUUAACGAAUCCUUCCCUUUUGACGUGCCGGCACAUGUUCUCCGAGAGACCACCAUCAUCAUCACCGUCAUGGACAAGGAUCGACUGAGCCGCAACGAUGUCAUUGGAAAGAUCUACUUGUCAUGGAAGAGCGGUCCUGCUGAGGUCAAACACUGGAAGGACAUGUUGAGCCGGCCUCGUACAAACGUGGCGCAGUGGCACGCUCUCAAAGCCUGAUUCGCCCUCUCCAUCUCCCACGAUUCCCUCCAACCCCUUCUGACCUUUGACCCGAAACCCCGUCCUUAUGCACAAGACUAACUUGCUGCCAGGCGGCACAACACGGGUACUUUUAACCUUUAACCUUUGAGCUUCUGAAUCUCUCCUCCACUUUCGUCUCUAUUUACUCUGGUAACAUGUAGUGUAAAGGCCUGCUGAUUCACCAAU